AAACUAAUAACCGCUCUACAGCCAAAUAUACACUGCCUAGCCAAAAUAAAGGUCACACGCCUGUGGGGGGCAGUGCUAUGAUCUGGGGUUGCUGCAGUUGGUCUGGUCUAGGUUCAGCAAUGUUAUGUGCCCAAAGAAUGAGGUCAGCUGACUACCUGAAUAUACCGAAUGACCAGGUAUGGAUUUUUUCAUCCCUGAUGGCACGGGCAUGUUCCAAGAUGAUAAUGCCAGGAUCCAUCGGGCUCAAAUUGUGAAAGAGUGGCUCAGGGAGCAUGAGACAUCAUUUUCACACAUGGAUUGGCCACCAGAGUCCAGACCUGAACCCGAUAGAGAAUCUUUGAAGACUUUGCACAGUGGUCCGAAUCUCCAGUCAUCAAUACAAGAUCUUGGCGAAAAAUCAAUGCAAGACAGAAAUAAACGUUAUGACAUUGCAGAAGCUUGUGGAAACGAUGCCACAGUGAAUGCAUGCCGUAAUCAAAGCUAAAGGCGGUCCAACGAAUAUUAGAGCGUGUGACCUUUCUUUUGGCCAGGCAGUGUAUAACUGAGGUUAUAUGGGGGCGUCAAGACCAAACAACCCUGCAACACAAGAGUAGUCACAACUAUACUAACUGUGCUCAAAAUGUCCCACAGGAGGGCUGGUCAGUGCUCUGGGUCAGCUGCCUGUAACUCAACCACGGUCCCCUCCCGUCACAUGGUAAUCCAGUUUGAAUUCCAGUGAGGUCGUCAGGUGACAUCCCUUAAGAGCACCUAAAGCAGAAGUGCAUCACACUCUGAGGUAGUGGAAGCAACACAACAAGAGUACUUUUAACCAAUCCUACCAUCAGCUGAUUGUGUCUACAGGAGAUACCACCUGCAGAUAAAAGCCUCACACCUUGUUGGAAAGUAAAGCAACAACACUGACUUCUGUCCUGGACAUCAGUGUUUAAACCUGUGAGCUGUCCAAGAGAAACUCCACCUGCUGCUCUUCACCAAAGAGAUGGAUUCCCUCAUGUCGCUCGGUGCUCCUCUGAAGCACUUCACCAGCUGUGUGUCUGGGAAAAAACCCUCCACUAAGAGAGGGGUCAAGGGCGGGCAGUGUGUCCGCAGGAGCAGCUUCACCCGCAGGAGCAGCAUCAGCGUCAGCAGGAGGAGAAGCCUGCCCUGCAGCAGCCAGAAAGUCCCCGACUCCUGGCUCAGAUUGUACCAGGAGGAGCUGAAGAGGGAGAGGAAACAGCAGCAGGCCAAACUUGCCAAGAAGAAUGCCCAGAGGCCGGUCAGGAGAACUCAGUUCAGGAGCCAACACUGCCUCCCAAGGCAGACCAACUGCGCCAGGAAGCCGGCCCCUGUGAAGGACGACUCCUUUUUCGGAGCGUUUCAGGGCCUCAGUCUGGACGAGCUGCUGGGGAGCAGCACUUCAUCUCCUGCUGCUGGAGGAGAUCAGUGCAAAGUCAUGUGAGCGCUGACAUGUCACGACAACCAAAUGGUCUUCAUUAUCAAGAGACUGAAAGGACAGAGGGCUCACGGAGGAAAGGAAAAGGCCAAUAUAUCUGGCUGUCUUUGUUUCGUUCAGUUGAUAUUAAUUAAUAGUUGAUAAUUAAUGUUCAUGAUGGUUGUUUGGCAUUAAACUCUGUAUCUACUUGUUUUUUGUGAAAACUGAUAUGUAAACAUUGAGUAAAUCUUUGACACAUUGA
Eleginops maclovinus (Patagonian blennie) is the source of this 1670-nucleotide messenger RNA. RefSeq lists its product as uncharacterized. Bases 977 to 1435 code for a protein of 152 amino acids. The record is from RefSeq and is a predicted model, not a curated record. The transcript is spliced from 5 exons. Lineage: Eukaryota; Metazoa; Chordata; Actinopteri; Perciformes; Eleginopidae.